Molecule: messenger RNA, 1255 nt
Organism: Heterobasidion irregulare TC 32-1
Lineage: Eukaryota; Fungi; Basidiomycota; Agaricomycetes; Russulales; Bondarzewiaceae
Product: molecular chaperone, DnaJ superfamily
Exons: 5
Coding region: 1-1134 (377 amino acids)
Biological process (GO): spliceosomal complex disassembly
Cellular component (GO): spliceosomal complex
Source: RefSeq, a predicted model, not a curated record
AUGUCCAGUCCUGACGAAGAGAAUCCUUAUGAUCUGCUUGGAAUAGAGGUCUCAGCAACGGAUGGUGAGAUAAAGACAGCCUAUCGUCAACGGUCGCUCAAAGUUCAUCCUGACAGAAAUCGUGGAAACCCCGACGCUGCACGCCAAUUCCAUGUACUCAAUCAAGCGUACGAACUCUUGCUUGACCCCCUUCGACGGCUUGUGCUCGAUGCGAAGCUGCGGCUGAAAGAGGCGCGUAAGACACGUUUCGCCAACUAUGAUACGAAGCGGCGCACAAUGGUCGACGAGUUGGAGGAGCGUGAGCGCGCGUUCAAGAAGGCGAAAGUCGAGCGUGCCGCGGCAGAUCGUGCGCAAGCGCAAGAAACAGAGCGAAUCAAGGAUGAGGGUAGGAAAUUGCGCGAAGAGCGAGAGAAGGCGCUGAAGAGGAUGGAAGAGGAGUCUGAGAGGGCGGCAGAGAAAACGCGCGAAGAACUGGAGCCGCCAUCGUUAGGUGAUCUUGAUACUACCGUUCGCCUCAAAUACCCUCUUGCUACACAUCCAACUCUUACGACGCCUGAUGCCCUCGCUGCCUUCCUCUCACCGUUUGGUGAUGUUGACAAGUCCUCAAUCAUUCUCAGCAUGAAGCCGCCUAAGAAUGCCCCGGAAAAACCUCCCAAGCGUGCAACCGCACUAGUCCCUUUCUUUCGCAUUGGUGACGCAUAUGCGGCGGUUUGUGCGAGCGGGAAGAGGGAGAAUGGGAUGGAAGCUGUCGACCUAGGGUGGGCGGGGACUGAGGAGCCGCCUGUGUUGGGCUGGCUGAGGAAGAAAGGGAAAUUGGGAACAGGGACUGGAAAAGUGGAGCGAAAGGAUGCGGACGCCCCUCCAGUCGAUCGGAGGAGCGACGCGGACAGGACCACAAAUGGAGCUCGAGAUGCGUCACGAGGAUCACUUCCACAACAUUCAGAAUCAAAAUCCACAGGGGCGUACUCAUCAUUUCCCGAGUUCUUCGAUACCCCUCCGCAACCAGGACAGACCCAGCCACCAAAGCCCACAAACCUCGGAUUAGACUACCAAUCCCUCACUCUCAUGCGUCUCCGGCAGGCCGAGCGCGAGCGGCUAGAGCAAGAGAUCCGGGAGCAGGAGUUGAACGACUGACGUGCGCUUGUCAAGAUUGGCUAUUUGUUGUAUCAUUACUAUGUCACGUUAGGACUUUUUUUCUCACCAAGAGCGUAUCCUUCGUUACGAGGUGAGUGCAUCAUUAAUGAUUUUUUAUCUC